UUUUCGUAAAUGUAAGAGAGUAAAGAAAUAACUUGAUGCUGGGAUUCGCAUUAAAUGGCCUAGGAUCCGCGUACUCCCUCCCUCCUUGAUAGCAUCAUAUGUUUCAUUUGCUUCUCUAACAUUUUAGCUAUGUAUCUGAAAAAUCAAUAAUAAAGUUUCGGAAAUUUGCAUUGAAAAUUUUUCUUGGCAAAAGUGAUCAAAUUUUCGCACAAUGUCCGUCACUCAAAUAGAUCUGUUGAUGAAUUCAUACUUUGAGCGUACACCUACUAUAGAGUGGUCAUACGUAGGAUUCCUUGAGGCAAUGAAACCUUACUUAAAUUCAGUUCAGGGUCCGCAGGACAAGCAAAAGUCCGUAUGGCGAAAACGGUUUCUAACCCUUCUAACUAAUAUUCUUGUUGAUGAAGAGGAUCAAAAGACACAAAACGAUAAUAGUAAAACACGAUUUGAAACAGCAACUUAUCUGGUUCAACAGCAACAUCCACCUGAAGCUACGAGAUUUUUGGAAAAUGUUGAUUUAGAUAGACAGCUGGUGACGAAAAAGGAUAUCUUUGAUAAAAAAUCGCAAAUAGAAGCAUGGGAUGUGCUCUGCAUUUCUCGUAGUCAGAAAGCUGGCGAAUACGUUAAUGAAGUUAAGUCACGCAUAAUGAACCAAGCUGAGAUGGCAAGAGAUGAAGAAGCGGGUACAUCAUCUGGACAUAAGCAUACCGAAGGAGCUACAAUUCCAGCAAAAAAGUCAGCGUUGGAAGAUCCAAAAAAAGAAAAUUCCAAAAAACGACCAGCCGAAGAAGCUCCAUCAAUCAUCACACCUGCCCCCAACCUUCGCGGUCGUUCUCCCCCUCCAUCCUAUAAAAGUGGAGAUAAUUCUUUUGACGCCGAAGCAUCAACUCCCUCUCCAGUAAUGUUUCUUCGUUUUGUUUGCCAUAUGAUGUGAUAAGUUCGUUUCUAAUCUGCAUUGCUCUUCAAAGUCAAACGACCAUGACGUGUCGGAUACAGGGAUUCAUGAAGACGAAGAUGAAAAUCCUUUCAUCACAAAGAAUGAAGAGGGAUCAAGGAACAAUAAGUUUAAGACAAUUCUAUCAUGGCAACAUGCCAUAAAC
Rhizophagus irregularis DAOM 181602=DAOM 197198 is the source of this 1097-nucleotide messenger RNA. The record is from RefSeq and is a predicted model, not a curated record. Lineage: Eukaryota; Fungi; Glomeromycota; Glomeromycetes; Glomerales; Glomeraceae.